Messenger RNA from Rhincodon typus (whale shark), 5710 nucleotides. It is a transcript of the gene smg7, whose product is annotated as SMG7 nonsense mediated mRNA decay factor. Gene Ontology annotation, cellular component: telomerase holoenzyme complex. The transcript has 22 exons. Gene Ontology annotation, molecular function: telomerase RNA binding; protein binding; telomeric repeat DNA binding. The record is from RefSeq and is a predicted model, not a curated record. Lineage: Eukaryota; Metazoa; Chordata; Chondrichthyes; Orectolobiformes; Rhincodontidae. Bases 16 to 3519 code for a protein of 1167 amino acids. Gene Ontology annotation, biological process: nuclear-transcribed mRNA catabolic process, nonsense-mediated decay.
AUCUGGGCCUUGCAGAUGGAUAUGGACUCUUUCAGUAAGUCACGAAUGGUGAUGAAUAUUGUGCAAUCAUCAAACAUCCCCACUUCUGAACACCUGAUGGAGGGAAGUUCAUUGAAGCAGCUGGAGAUAGUGGGCUUAGGGUACUUUUACUGUAGCUGGAAUCAUGCCUUCAAAAAUCAAAUAACAACACUACAGGGGCAGGCCAAGAACCGAGCCAAUCCUAACCGCAGUGAGGUACAGGCCAAUCUUUCGCUCUUCUUAGAGGCAGCUAGUGGCUUCUACACACAGUUGCUGCAGGAGUUGUGCACAGUCUUCAAUGUGGACCUUCCUUGCCGUGUAAAAUCGUCACAGCUAGGAAUCAUCAGCAAUAAGCAAUGCAGCACCAGUGGGAUUGUGAAGCCCCAACCCAGCUCUUGCUCUUAUAUUUGCCAGCAUUGCCUUGUACACCUUGGAGACAUAGCACGAUACAGAAAUCAGACUAGCCAGGCUGAGUCCUACUACAGGCAUGCAGCUCAACUUGUCCCUUCAAAUGGGCAGCCAUACAAUCAGCUGGCCAUUCUGGCUUCCUCUAAAGGUGAUCAUCUUACGACCAUUUUCUACUAUUGCAGAAGUAUAGCUGUCAAAUUUCCUUUCCCAGCUGCUUCCACUAAUCUACAGAAGGCGCUUUCUAAAGCACUGGAGAGCCGUGAUGAUAUGAAGACAAAGUGGAAUGUUUCCGACUUCAUAAAGACUUUCAUUAAGUUUCAUGGUCAUGUAUAUUUGGCCAAAAGUUUAGAGAAAUUGUGUACUCUGAGAGAGAAGCUGGAAGACCAGUUCAAGAGACUUCUUCCUCAGAAGGCAUUCAGUUCUCAGCAACUUGUGCACCUUACGGUCAUUAAUCUGUUUGAGUUGCAUCAUCUGCGUGAUUUCAGUACUGAUUCUGAUGACCAUAGCUAUAGUCAAGAAGAACUGUUGUGUUGGACACAGCUCCUGGGUCUCUUCAUGUCCUUUCUUGGAGUCAUGUGCAAGUGUGCAUUACAGGAUGAGAAUUUGAAAGAAACCUUGGGUGAAUGCCCACUACCUGCUGUUAAAGUUUCGUUAGAUUGGCUGAAGCUCAGACCAAAUGUCUUUCAGGAAAGUCCAUUAGAAGAAAGACAGUACAUUUGGCCCUGGAUUGUAUCGUUGCUGAACAGCUUUCAUCCACAGGAAGACGAUCUUUCUGGAUUUAAUGCUACUCCUCUUCCGGAAGAAUUUGAAUUACAAGGGUUCCUUGCACUCAGACCUUCUCUCAGAAAUCUGGAUUUCUCAAGUGGGCACCAAGGAAUAGUGGCAGACAAGGAAGGGCAGCAACUAAGGACACGGCAUCAGCGAUUGCUUGCUUUGGGAAAGUGGAUAGCAGAAAAUCAUUCCAGACUUAUCCAGAGCAGAAUUGAAGAAGGAAAACUACUGUUUGUAACUGACAUCCCAGAGCUGGUUAAUGAGGAUUCUUCUGAAUUAAAGGAUAGUCUGAUCUUGCUGGAACCACCCUUUUCAGAACCUAGCAGCAUUGAGAUUAGUCAGGGUCUAAAAUCCGUCUUGUCUUCAGGCAAGACUCAGAGUAACAGUUCAGAAAGUGGUGAAAAACUGGUUACGUUCAAGGAGAAUAUUAAACCACGAGAACAGAAUCGGAAUCACCAUCCGAAAGAAGGCAUGAAGGAAAGAUGGGACUAUAACAAAGGAAAUGAUAUUGCAAACAAAAUGGAUGUAAAACGAGACAGCAAUAAGAGAAAGACUGAACCAAAGAAAAACAACCAGGACAAAAAUCUGGAACAUGCACGGAAACAGAAUGUGGCAGUGCAGGUAAAAACUCAGACAGAUUUGAGAAAAACCCCUGUAUCGGAGGCGAGGAAAACACCAGUGACCCAGUCACAAAACCAAACCAGCACCUCUCAGUUCAUCCCCAUCCAUCAUCCAGGAGCAUUUCCUCCUCUUCCUAGCCGGCCAGGGUUCCCUCCACCUCCCUAUCUUGUGUCACCACCAGUUACUUUCCAGAUGACACCUGGCUAUACCUUUCCACCUGGAGUCUCCAUACCAGGACCCUUCCUCCAAGCCACUAGUCACCCACAGUCAGGAAACCAGGUGCCUGGUGGAAAGCAGUCUCAUGUCCCUUAUAGCCAGCAGAGACCAUCAGGGCAAGGGCCAAUUAACCAAGGGCCCCAACAACAACAACCUCAGCAACAUCAGGUUCCCCAGUCCCAAUCACAGCUUCAGGUUCAAGUUGUGAAUCAACAGUCCCCAACUAAGGCAACACAGCAACUGGGAAAGAAUCAACACCAUCUGGGACCUCAGCAGUAUUUGCAGGCUGAUCAGACCAACCAGCUUUGGAAUCAACAUCAUCAUGCGGUCUCCUCUCAGCAUCAGAAGACAUCAAUCCAGAUGUCUUUGAAACAGCAACCCUAUUACAUGCAUCAGGACCCAUUAAAGCUGUUUGAAAAGUCACUUCAGCAACAAUCGCAGCAAGUCCAGAUGGAAAAGAACCUGAAGGCUUUCCCUAUGGAACCAUUUACCCCUAAUCCUUCAGAUGUGCAGAAAUUGCAGGACUUUGCAUGGGACUAUGAAAUGCGGCAUAUUAUGGGACCUCAACUGAGUAAUGAUCGUAUGGUGAAACGACAGCCAGGGGUAUUUCGAACAGAUCAAGAUAGCAUGUCUAGAAUGCAGUCGUAUGAGGAUGCCAAGAGCUCACCUCUGUUGCCUCCUGAUCUGUUAAAAAGUAUUGCUGACUUUGAGGAGGAGGAAGAGCUGGCUUUUUCCAAACCCCAUGAUUUCUACCAGGCCUUGACUAGCCCUCUUUGCAGUACUUCGGGGCGAGGUUUCUUUAUGCCAAACAGGUCACGACUUGAGAGACCUUCUGAGCUAAUCACGUCUUCUUCCUUAUUAUCUUUACCACCCUUUUCACUCAAUCAGGAGAACUCUCAGAAUAACAGCAUCUUCAGUGAGGUUUAUGGCAAGAAUUUAGCACCAAGUGGGAAAUCAGAGAAUGCACUACCCCAAGCAUUCCACGAGGCCUCCUGUUACUCACUUUUUGAUGGAAACCCUUGGUCCCCUUCUCUUCCUGCCAGUUCAGAUCAUUCAACACCAGCAAGCCAGUCUCCACACUCCUCUAAUCCCAGCAGCCUACCAAGUUCCCCUCCGACUCACAACCAGAACUCAUUCUCUGGAUUUGGACCGAUUGGAACGCCUGACAACAGUGAGAGGAGGUUGGCUGACCGCUGGAACAUGAAACGUACUGACAAGCCAGUAAUGAGUGGAUUUGGCCUGGACUAUCUACCUGCUGCAUCUUCCUCUUCAGACAACACCUGGCAUCAGGGUGGUACACCUAGCAACACGUGGGCUGCCCCAGACACCACACUGGAUGACUCGUCCACAUUGCUCAUGGACAGUUUCAAGUCAAUCUGGUCAAGUUCAAUGAUGCAUCCUGGACCCUCUGCACUGGAGCAGCUGCUAAUGCAGCAGAAACAGAAGCAACAGCGAGGACUCGGCACACUGAACCCACCACACUGAGAGGCACAAUGGCAUGACCGGUGAAUCCAGGUUACACAACUCAAGGCAUGUUGGGUUUGCAUUACAACCCACGGUCCCCUGCAGGUGGCAGCCCUCUCUUCUGUGUUUUCUUGCUGUUGAGAGGGCGUAAGCACUCCACCAGUGCUGCGUGUGCACAAAGCUGCUGCUGAGGAAAAAAUAAAAAAAGAACAUUACAUGCUUCCUGUCACUUCCAGAGGAAAGUCCAUCACCUGCCUCACUCAGUUAUCUCCUAAACACUUGAUUCUGGUCAAAGAUCUCCUGUGUUGUUCUCCAUUUUAUACAUCUCUAAUACAGUUGGUAAACAAAGAGAGAUGAGAUGGGGAAUGAAAAGUCAAGUGGGCUGAGGUGGUGUUGCAUUGUAAAAAAAAAAAAGAGAAUCAGCUAAUGAAUGCUCUGCUGGUGAGGACAUGGUUACGUUUUUUAAAUCCUCUUAUCAUCUUGGUUAUUGAGAGUGAUCAUUUUCUGCUCUGUUAAGGAACAGGUGUGCUUGUAAUCUCUAAAUGUAGUGACACUGGCCCAUUUGUCAGCUUUCCUCAAACCUAUUACAUAAGGAUGUGUGGAGGCAUUCUGUUAGUGAAUUUAUAUGAAGGUAACUUUUCAGACAGGCAAGGGUUUUGUGUGUUUGAAAACAGCUUCACAUCACUGCACCUUUAGCUAAUAGAUUUUUUAAAAGGAAAAACUAGUCGUUAAUGUCAAUAGCUGCAGUAGUAAUUACAAUAUUAAAUACUUGUGAUACUGUUCUGUAGCAAUCCUAGCUAAAAUGCUGAUAAGACGUGCAGCAGAGAGCUCUGCUUAAAACAAAAAAAGCAGUAAUUGCUAAGGAUUUUAAAUUAGUGGUUUUUGAUUAUAACAGUAGCUAUAAAUUUUACUAUAGCAUACCAACCUUGAAAGGGUUAAUUUAUCUAUUUAGUUCUAGUUUCAGGCUUCUUUUAAUUACUAGAUAAGAACAGCUUUUGUCAGCUUCUGUCUGAUGGUGAUUUUUAUUCCCAAUUUGGCAGUGUCUUUCAAAGUGAAAAAAGGGUCCAGCAAUGCUGCUGGUUCAGCAAAACGGGGCACAAAGCAGGUGUGUGUGACUGAGUAAGUGGGCCACCUGUACUUGUGGCUAUUUGUUGCUGCUUGUGGCCACCUGCUACUCCCAUUUACAAUUUAAGAAUGAAAAUGAAUAGCAUGGGUCAUACACUGUGGUCAUCAUACCAGUAAAAGUUUCAGGCUCUUGAAUGUAACGAAACAUUUCUGUCCUUUUUGAGCUUUGUGGAAAGAUCUGAAUGUAUCAUUUGCAAAGUCACAUGGAAAAUACCUGUUAAAGCCAUUCUUUAAGUCACAGUGAUGAAAACACUUUUUCAGUUGAGACUUCAGUUGAAUUUCUGAUGGCAAUAGCUGAUGUAACUGUAGGAAUGCAUUUUGUUUAUUUUGGGAUGGAAGAGUUACAUGUCGGAGUUGCUGAGAACUGUUCAAAACCAAUAUCUCAUGCUUGUGGGGUAAGGUUUGAAGCUCGGGUGGUGCUAGAACAUUCAGGCCAGGUUGGUAAGCAGUGCAACACUAGAAAGAAGUGGAGAAAAGGAAUCCAUUUUUGUUUUGAGGGAAAUAGUGUACAACAACCUCUUCACGGUAAUAAAGACUUACUAAUUGAAAACAACAAAGAGAAUCCCCGCCCCAAAAGCCUUUGUUCUAAAUCAGUGCUCUGCACCACAGUUAGAAGCGCAGCUCCACAGCCCAACCCACUGAAACAUUCCACUGUUCUGCUCUGGUCACCUAACUCUAAAACUACUCUGGUACUGAAUCACCUCACUGCACCCUGAAUCUGUUCACUGAGCUGACAGGUCCCAGAAGGUUAGCAGAAGUACCAGGGCAUGAAUUGACAACCUGCAUGCAUGUAUGCUGUUUGGAAUAAUUAUAUUUCUGGGGAACAGGAGCACUGCAAGAAAGAUUAUAGAGCCCUUGGAAAAAAAUGGUUUCUGUUCUAAGCUUUUGUGUUCAUGUCUUUUUUGUGUAAGAACUUGUGCAGCAAUUGCUGGAAUCAGCUUUGCCUUCAAUAAAUGAAACCAUGUUCUAAACAAAACUGUUUUAUGUUUAAUCACUUGUUCUUUUGUGCACAGUAAGUUACUUGAAGGAAAAAUCUACGAACAUUGGUGUGGUGCUAAACUUACAUUAAAUACUGUUAAACAUGCAA